Molecule: messenger RNA, 966 nt
Organism: Melampsora larici-populina 98AG31
Lineage: Eukaryota; Fungi; Basidiomycota; Pucciniomycetes; Pucciniales; Melampsoraceae
Exons: 5
Coding region: 1-966 (321 amino acids)
Source: RefSeq, a predicted model, not a curated record
AUGUCAAAGACUAUGAGUAAGAACAUGUCCAAUGCGCCCACCAAGAAGUCUCAUUCUUUCAUGGUUUCCAGCGUAUUCAAAGUCUCCGAGAUGCUCGCUCCCACAGACAAUAGGAACUAUAUGUAUCAAGGCACCACUGUUGCCAUUACGUGCAGCAGAUGGGAUGGCGACAACGAACGCGAGUACGAUGGUGCCCUUAUUGCUUACUGCAGUUCCAUGGAGGUCCCCAUGAACAACCACUGCUAUGCUCUCAAGGCCAAGAUGUUACCAAGUCUUGACUCUGCCGACUACAAGCUUUACUUUGAAGCAGAUCACAAGAUUUUGGUUGGCACAUCAGACACGUUCGCUGGCGAACUGCACAACAACACCGCUGCCUCGGGGUUUGGAAUCGUGUCUUCACGCCGUGAAUUACCAGAACCGGACACUGAUGACACCACUCUUGCCUUUGUCAUGAGCCACGUCGACUACAAUCCUCAACUUCAUGACAACAUCAAAUUCAAAGUUGAGUACCAGAUCCGUCCUACAGUCAAGAUGAAGGCCUCCCAAGGCCUCAUCCAAGACGGGAAGGAGACGCUGGUACAUGGCUUCAUCGUAGACUGGGACAAUGAGAACAGCUGUUGGAUUCUAAUACCUUUCGAAGAACAUGUCACCGCGCUUAACGUGGCCAGUGGUCACAAGACCCUCUCCAAGAAGCGUCAGACAACUGGUACCAAAGUUACGCCUACCAGGAGAAUUUGUCCUGCUAAACACGUCAGCACCUCCAGUCCUACUACGUCCUCAACACCAAGUAACACUCCUGCCACUGGGGGAAAAGGGAAGAAGCGUCCACCACCUCCGGCUGAAGAUGGCUACUUUGACAAUGACGGUAACAUCGUCAUGAGUCCACCUGAAGUGCCUGAACCUGGUCCAAGCACACCCAAGUGUGCACCUGCAGGGCGUCAAGCCAAGAAGACAAAGGGGAACUAG